AUGAAAUCAGAUUCUUUAGCAGUAAGUGUUUAUAUUACUAUUAGAUGAGAAUUACCAAAUAAAGAACCCAAUUGGUAGAGGGGCUGGUAGUUUUGUGUGUAAGAUUGUAAACCGAUUAAGUAAAGUAGAAAUGGCUGCUAAGAUUAUUUAGAAAACAUCAUCAAACUCACACAAAAUAUAGAAUGAAGUUAUGA
Paramecium primaurelia is the source of this 194-nucleotide messenger RNA. The record is from the annotation of a GenBank genome assembly. NCBI's taxonomy places the organism in Eukaryota, Ciliophora, Oligohymenophorea, Peniculida, Parameciidae.